UGGAAUUUGGUCACGUCCAAUAUGGCUGUUGUCGUUUACUUCGCCUGAACAAAUACAGGACUCGUGGAGAAUGGCGUGCGGUGGAAUUGACGAGCUCUCCCAGCUCGAAUAUUUGUCUUUGGUGUCAAAAGUGUGCACGGAGCUCGACAACCAUCUGGGAAUAAGUGACAAAGAUUUAGCUGAGUUUGUCAUCCAUCUCGCUGAGAAACAACAAUCUUUUGACGGUUUUAAAGCUCUUCUGCUCCAAAAUGGAGCCGAAUUCACGGACUCUCUCAUCGGCAAUUUGCUCAGGCUCAUUCAGACAAUGCGGCCACCAUCAAAGGCAUCAUCAAGUAAAGAUCUUGAUGAUUUGGUCAAGCCAAAGACAGAAAAGGAGAAGUUGAAGGAGAUGUUUCCGGCCCUUUGUAGAGCAAAUGAUCCAAUACCACAGAAGCUACUAGAUGAAGAUGAUGUAAAAGUAGCAGCUGAUGCCAUGAAGGAGCUGGAGAUGUUCAUGCCCAGUGUUAGUGGGACUGAAUCAAAAAGCAGUAAGAGCAGGUCAGAAAAGGUCAGGCGCCACAGCAGGAGUCGCAGCAGAAGCAGAGAAAAAGACCGACACAGAGAUCGAGACAGAGACAGGGAUCGGGACAGGGACAGGAAGAGAAGACAUCGUUCUCGAACACGGUCCAGAUCCAGGUCUCGCUCCAGGGACCGAGAUCGGCACAGAGACAGAGAUAGAGAUCGUGGCAAAAGAAGAGAUAAAUCUUCCCGUUGGAGUGAACGUUCACCAAGCCCGAGAAAAGACCAAGACAGAGACUCUGACCGCUGGAAAGACAAACAUGUGGACCGCCCUCCUCCAGAAGAGCCUUCUGUUGGGGACAUCUAUAAUGGCAAAGUCACCAGCAUCAUGCAGUUUGGAUGCUUUGUUCAGCUCGAAGGAUUAAGGAAACGAUGGGAGGGAUUGGUCCACAUUUCAGAACUGCGUAGGGAGGGCCGUGUGGCCAACGUGGCUGAUGUUGUCAGCAAAGGCCAGAGAGUCAAAAUCAAGGUGCUUUCUUUCACUGGCUCCAAGACCAGCCUCAGUAUGAAGGAUGUAGACCAGGAGACGGGAGAGGACCUGAACCCUAACAGGAGAAGGAAUGUGGGCCCAGAUGGAGGGGAGGAGAUCUCCAUGAGGAAUCCUGACCGGCCAAGCAACCUCAACUUGGGCCACGCCCCUGAGAUGGAGCAGGAUGACACUUUGGAGCGCAAAAGGCUAACUAAAAUCUCUGACCCAGAAAAGUGGGAAAUCAAACAGAUGAUUGCUGCCAAUGUGCUUUCUAAAGAAGAGUUUCCUGAUUUUGAUGACGAGACAGGCAUCCUUCCUAAAGUUGAUGAUGAAGAAGAUGAAGACUUGGAAAUUGAGCUGGUUGAAGAGGAACCCCCAUUCCUGAGGGGACAUACAAAACAAAGCAUGGACAUGAGCCCCGUCAAGAUUGUCAAGAAUCCAGAUGGCUCUCUGUCCCAAGCGGCCAUGAUGCAGAGCGCUCUGGCUAAGGAAAGACGCGAGGUGAAACAGGCUGCUCGUGAGGCUGAGAUGGACUCUAUUCCCAUGGGGUUGAAUAAACACUGGGUCGACCCCCUGCCAGACGUUGACGGGAGGCAGAUUGCAGCCAACAUGAGAGGCAUUGGCAUGAUGCCCAAUGACAUCCCAGAGUGGAAGAAACAUGCCUUUGGCGGGAACAAGGCCUCUUACGGUAAAAAGACCCAGCUCUCCAUCCUGGAGCAGAGGGAGAGUCUGCCCAUCUACAAGCUGAAGGAGCAGCUCAUUCAGGCUGUUCAUGACAACCAGAUCCUGAUUGUGAUUGGAGAAACAGGUUCUGGUAAGACCACACAGAUCACUCAGUACCUGGCAGAGGCAGGCUACACCACCCGAGGGAAGAUUGGUUGCACUCAGCCCCGUCGUGUGGCCGCCAUGUCAGUGGCCAAGAGAGUCUCUGAGGAAUAUGGUUGUUGUCUAGGACAAGAGGUGGGUUACACCAUCCGUUUCGAGGAUUGCACUAGUCCUGAGACAGUCAUCAAGUACAUGACAGACGGUAUGCUGUUAAGAGAGUGUUUGAUCGACUCCGAACUGGGCCAGUACGCCAUUAUUAUGUUGGACGAAGCUCACGAGAGGACAAUCCACACUGAUGUUCUCUUUGGUCUGCUGAAGAAGACUGUACAAAAACGCACUGACAUGAAGCUGAUCGUAACAUCAGCUACACUGGAUGCUGUGAAGUUCUCUCAGUAUUUCUACGAAGCGCCCAUCUUCACCAUUCCGGGCAGAACAUAUCCAGUGGAGGUCCUGUACACCAAAGAGCCGGAGACUGACUACCUGGAUGCCAGUCUCAUCACCGUCAUGCAGAUCCAUCUGACUGAACCUCCAGGUGACGUCUUGGUGUUUCUGACUGGACAGGAAGAGAUCGACACCGCUUGCGAGAUCCUCUAUGAGAGAAUGAAGUCGCUGGGGCCUGAUGUCCCUGAGCUGAUUAUUCUGCCUGUGUAUUCUGCUCUGCCCAGUGAGAUGCAGACCAGGAUUUUCGAUCCUGCGCCCCCAGGCAGCAGAAAGGUGGUCAUUGCCACCAACAUUGCAGAGACAUCACUGACUAUUGAUGGAAUCUACUACGUUGUGGACCCCGGCUUCGUCAAGCAGAAAGUUUACAACUCUAAGACUGGUAUUGAUCAACUUGUGGUGACUCCAAUCUCGCAGGCCCAGGCUAAGCAGAGGGCGGGUCGAGCUGGCAGAACAGGCCCAGGGAAGUGUUACAGGCUCUACACUGAGAGAGCCUACAGAGAUGAGAUGCUGACGACCAACGUACCUGAGAUCCAGAGAACCAACUUGGCCAGCACUGUGCUCUCUCUGAAGGCAAUGGGUAUUAAUGACCUCCUUUCCUUUGACUUCAUGGACGCUCCUCCCAUGGAGACUCUGAUCACAGCCAUGGAGCAGCUCUACACUCUGGGAGCUCUAGAUGAUGAGGGCUUACUCACAAGGCUGGGUAGAAGGAUGGCGGAGUUCCCUCUCGAGCCCAUGCUGUGUAAGAUGUUGAUCAUGUCUGUCCAUCUGGGCUGCAGUGAAGAGAUGCUCACCAUCGUGUCAAUGUUGUCUGUGCAGAAUGUCUUCUACCGGCCAAAGGACAAGCAAGCCUUAGCUGACCAGAAGAAGGCAAAGUUCCACCAACCUGAGGGUGAUCACCUGACUUUGCUCGCAGUCUACAACUCCUGGAAGAACAACAAGUUCUCCAACCCCUGGUGUUAUGAGAACUUCAUCCAGGCUCGCUCCCUGCGCAGAGCCCAGGACAUCCGCAAACAGAUGCUGGGUAUUAUGGACAGGCAUAAAUUGGAUGUAGUGUCUUGUGGAAAAGCCACAGUGCGAGUCCAGAAAGCGAUCUGCAGUGGUUUUUUCAGGAAUGCAGCCAAAAAGGAUCCUCAAGAGGGAUACAGAACCCUCAUAGACCAGCAAGUUGUCUACAUUCACCCCUCCAGUGCUUUGUUCAACCGCCAGCCAGAGUGGGUUGUCUACCAUGAGUUGGUGUUGACCACCAAGGAAUAUAUGCGCGAGGUGACCACCAUUGACCCUCGCUGGCUGGUGGAGUUUUCCCCAGCCUUCUUCAAAGUGUCUGACCCCACACGCCUCAGCAAGCAGAAGAAACAGCAACGUCUCGAACCUCUGUACAACCGUUACGAGGAGCCCAACGCUUGGAGAAUCUCCCGCGCCUUCAGACGACGUUAAUGUGUGCGAUGUUACAUAUUCUGAAUAUCAAUGCAGCGUCACUGGGCAUGUGAUCAGAGCCUGCUGACUUAAGUUUGUAACACUACAAGUACACAUUCAUAAGUCAACAUUUUAGUGUCAUUAUUUUUGAUGACCCAACCUAGAGACAUGUAGUUUUUCUAGUUAUGAAAAAAAGAAGGAAAAACUCAAAGUUGCAAAAUUAUGGUUUAUUUAUCUUAACCCUGUACAUUUUUAUAGCACACCAUGUGGAAAUCCGCACCGGACUGAAACAUCAUGGGGCUUUUUAUGUCUUACCAGUGGGACCAGAUCGUCCUGUCACUGGGUCAACUGUCACUCAUUUUGUUUUUUUUUGUAGUUGCUAUACUUAUCAGUGAAAUAAAUGCAUUUUUCCCCCAAACAAGUAUGUCUGUUUUCUUUCCACGAAAUUAAAACCAAUAGAAAUGUAAUCACAAUGACUGUACAAUGAUGUAAGAUGUGUUCUAUGUCUAUGUUCUAUGUAAGAGCGUUUUUGUUACUGUCAACAAACUAAAGUUUGUCAUAAUCCCAAAUUGUUAUGCAGUUUAUGUAGAAAUUUACUUUGUAAGGUUAUAUCUUUUUUAUGUAAAACGUUUUUUAAAGUACAUUGUCCGAGUAGGUGAUUUAAAACAUAAAAGCUUUAAUCUGUG
Molecule: messenger RNA, 4392 nt
Organism: Solea senegalensis (Senegalese sole)
Lineage: Eukaryota; Metazoa; Chordata; Actinopteri; Pleuronectiformes; Soleidae
Product: ATP-dependent RNA helicase DHX8
Exons: 23
Coding region: 71-3727 (1218 amino acids)
Biological process (GO): mRNA splicing, via spliceosome; spliceosomal complex disassembly
Cellular component (GO): intracellular anatomical structure; catalytic step 2 spliceosome
Molecular function (GO): ATP binding; RNA binding; RNA helicase activity
Source: RefSeq, a predicted model, not a curated record